GCGCUUCCGGUUCCGGCUGCGGGGAAGGGGCGGGGCCGAGGCUGAGGUGGGAGAGUUCGGCGACGACGAGGCGUGCCGGCUGACCGUGAGGAGCUCGGAACAGGCUCCCAUCUCCCCGUUGGAGAGCUGCUGGCGGCACGAUGAGUCUGCAGUGGACUGCAGUCGCCACCUUCCUCUAUGCGGAGGUCUUCGCCGUGCUGCUCCUGUGCAUUCCCUUCAUCUCUCCCAAAAGAUGGCAGAAGAUUUUCAAGUCCCGCCUCGUGGAGUUGGUAGUGAUCUACGGCAACACCUUCUUUGUGGUUCUCAUUGUCAUCCUUGUGCUGCUGGUCAUUGAUGCUGUUCGCGAGAUUCGAAAGUAUGACGACGUGACGGAGAAGGUGAACCUCCAGAACAACCCCGGGGCUGUGGAACACUUCCACAUGAAGCUUUUCCGUGCCCAGAGGAACCUCUACAUUGCUGGCUUUUCCUUGCUGCUGUCCUUCUUGGUUAGACGCCUGGUGACUCUUAUCUCCCAGCAGGCCACGCUGCUGGCCUCCAAUGAAGCCUUUAAAAAGCAGGCAGAGAGCGCUAGUGAAGCGGCCAAGAAGUACAUGGAAGAGAAUGACCAGUUAAAGAAGGAAGCUGCCGGUGGAGUCAAGUUGGAUGGCAGGGACGCUGAAGUGAAGUUGGAGGAAGAGAACAGGAGCCUGAAGGCUGAUCUGCAGAAGCUGAAGGACGAGCUGGCUGUCAACAAGCAAAAACUGGACAAAGCUGAAGCUGAGGCUCUGGCCAUGCGGAAGCAGUCUGAGGGCCUGACCAAGGAGUACGACCGCCUGUUGGAGGAGCACGCGAAGUUGCAGGCGGCGGUAGAUGGCCCCAUGGACAAGAAGGAGGAGUGAGGGCCCCCGCUCCCCACCCGUGGCUGGCUGCUUCCCGAGAGCCCGGCCUCCCUCGGUACUUCGGCUCGCUCCCUUCCGCUUUCGUUCCCUCGCUCCGCUUGCAGUUCCAUGCCCUCCCAGCAUUAUGUAGGGGACUCAGUUCCCACCCAGGAUGAGUAAGGCUGCGGCAGGUCUUGCUUCCCGCUGUGUUAAGCCCCUUCAUGUUCCCGCUGUGUUAAGCCCCUUCAUGUUGAUGCUCGGGGCUCCAAGGCCUCUUUUCUCUGGUCCUGCAGGAGGGUAGGUGGAGCAGGAAGAGUAGAGUUUCUCUUGGGGCAAUAAACGUUGUGUUGUGUC
Messenger RNA from Physeter macrocephalus (sperm whale), 1211 nucleotides. It is a transcript of the gene BCAP31, whose product is annotated as B cell receptor associated protein 31. The record is from RefSeq and is a predicted model, not a curated record. Gene Ontology annotation, cellular component: endoplasmic reticulum; endoplasmic reticulum membrane. The transcript is spliced from 8 exons. Gene Ontology annotation, biological process: intracellular protein transport; endoplasmic reticulum to Golgi vesicle-mediated transport. Lineage: Eukaryota; Metazoa; Chordata; Mammalia; Artiodactyla; Physeteridae. Bases 141 to 878 code for a protein of 245 amino acids.